Aspergillus clavatus NRRL 1 is the source of this 498-nucleotide messenger RNA. RefSeq lists its product as uncharacterized. The record is from RefSeq and is a predicted model, not a curated record. Bases 1 to 498 code for a protein of 165 amino acids. The transcript is spliced from 4 exons. Lineage: Eukaryota; Fungi; Ascomycota; Eurotiomycetes; Eurotiales; Aspergillaceae.
AUGGGCAAGAACAAGAAUGCAGACCGCGCACUGAGACAGGAAGAGAUAUGGGAUGAUUCCGCCCUCGUGCAGAGCUGGGACGAAGCGGUCGAAGAGUACAAGCUCUACCACAGCAUCCACGCCAAGGGCGAGAACGUCGAAGAUGUCCUGCGAGAGGCAGAAGCCGCAGACCGCGAGAUGGAGCAUGCGGAGGAGCCGCAAGCCGAUACAGCAGCCGGUGGCGGCGUCAUGGACGCAGCAGACGUGAAUCCGCUGGCGGCGACGUCCCAGCAAAGUGCGCAGGAGGAUGUGAUGAAGGUAUGUGCGCCCGGUGACUACGAGGCGCGCCCUCCGACGGAGGCUGCGCCCGCGGGAGCGCCUGCGAUGCCACACCCGGCUCUAGCACAGGUUCAAGACGAGGGGCUCAAGAACCUGAUGAUGGCCUGGUAUUACGCCGGGUACUACACGGGUCUCUAUGAAGGACAACAGCGCGGAAAUCAGAAUACGAGCUCCUCCUGA